CGGACGCCAUCUUGAGGAGACCCCGAUCUCAGCGCUGGGCUGGUGACAACACGCUCAUCAUGACGGGAUUACUCACUUCCAAGUAAAACGGCAUCAGUGUUGGGUUGCAGGCGUUGAGCGGAGAGAAGAGGAUCUGCCUCGGCGACGGUUCUCCGCUGCAGGCUGUUUUUAGAGCGAGGCCGCGCUGUAACCCGAUGGCCGGCUAGCUGCUGUGUGGAUACGCCGCGGCCUGCUCGGGAGGAGGAAGGGUGGUGACGGCGCAAAAUGCUUCACCGCUGACUCCCAAACAGACAGUCAUCCUGCCCAGAGACUCGCUGCGAGUUGGUCAACGAGCACGAUGCACCUAUAGAUUUCUUCGAAAAGGAAAAACGCUCUGUACUUUCAGAUUUAGCUUUUAUUUAUCGCUGUGUGAACGACCCGGACCGCCGUCUUGCGUACCCUGAAUCCCCAGCCGGAGACAUGUCAUCCAACUGCACCAGCGCAGCGCCUAUCAGCGCCAGCAAAACCAAGACGAAAAAGAAGCAUUUUAUAGGACAGAAAGUGAAAUUAUUCCGCGCCAGUGAGCCCAUACUCAGCGUUUUAAUGUGGGGUGUCAACCAUACGAUUAACGAGUUAAGUAAUGUGCCUGUACCAGUGAUGCUGAUGCCAGACGACUUUAAAGCCUACAGCAAGAUCAAAGUGGACAACCACCUAUUUAACAAAGAAAACCUGCCUAGUCGCUUUAAGUUUAAAGAGUAUUGCCCCAUGGUGUUCAGAAACCUGAGGGAGAGGUUCUGCAUCGAUGACCAGGACUACCAGAACUCUCUGACCAGGAGCGCCCCGCUCAACAGCGACACCCAGGGCCGCUUCGGCAACCGCAUCCUGUCCAGCUACGACCACCGCUUCGUCAUCAAAACCGUGUCCAGCGAGGACAUCGCUGAGAUGCACAACAUCCUAAAGAAAUAUCACCAGUUUAUAGUGGAGUGUCAUGGCAACACGCUGCUCCCUCAGUUCCUGGGCAUGUACAGGCUAACGGUGGACGGGGUGGAGACGUACAUGGUGGUGACCCGGAAUGUAUUCAGCCAUCGGCUCACCGUACACCGCAAAUACGACCUGAAGGGUUCGACAGUCUCAAGGGAAGCCAGCGACAAGGAGAAGGCGAAAGAGCUCCCCACUUUCAAAGACAACGACUUCUUGAAUGAAGGCCACAAGCUGCAGAUAGGAGACGACAACAAAAAGUACUUUUUGGAAAAGCUAAAACGGGAUGUGGAGUUCCUGGCCACUCUGAAGAUCAUGGACUACAGUCUCCUGGUGGGCAUCCACGACGUGGAGCGGGCGGAGCAGGAGGAGAUGGACGUGGAGGGCACGGGGGAGGACGAGGAGUACGAGAACGACGGGAUGGGAGGAGGCGUGUUAACGGGCUCUUUCGGCACGCCUCCCGACAGUCCCGGCAACCCUCUGAACUGCGGCGGGUUUUUCGGCCCCGGGGAGUUCGACCCCUCUGUGGAUGUUUACGCGAUCAAGAGCCAUGACAGUGCUGUGAAGAAGGAGGUAUACUUCAUGGCGAUCAUCGACAUUCUCACACACUAUGACGCUAAGAAAAAAGCUGCACAUGCUGCCAAAACUGUGAAACAUGGGGCGGGGGCCGAGAUCUCGACAGUGAACCCGGAGCAGUACUCCAAACGAUUCUACGAGUUCAUGUCCAACAUCUUAUCGUAAACAUCAUCUUCCAGUCCAGCCAGCUGGUCUCUCCCCGUCACAGAUCUGUCAGAUGCCACGCCCACGCGCGCACACACACGCACGCACAGACACACACACGUUUCUCUCCUCCCUCACCUCAGUGUAGGUCAGUCUCCCAUCGUUAAAACGAAACCACCUCUCCUCAGCAUCAAGCCUGUUACCCGACUCCACCUGUGAACCCCUCUCACCGAAUUUGGUUCCUGGUAUUCUCCCUGUGGUGUUUUUCUUAAAAAAAAAACAAACAAAUAAAUAAACAAACAACAAAAAAAAA
Molecule: messenger RNA, 1990 nt
Organism: Neolamprologus brichardi
Lineage: Eukaryota; Metazoa; Chordata; Actinopteri; Cichliformes; Cichlidae
Product: phosphatidylinositol 5-phosphate 4-kinase type-2 beta
Biological process (GO): phosphatidylinositol phosphate biosynthetic process
Cellular component (GO): plasma membrane
Molecular function (GO): 1-phosphatidylinositol-5-phosphate 4-kinase activity; 1-phosphatidylinositol-4-phosphate 5-kinase activity
Source: RefSeq, a predicted model, not a curated record